CUGAACAAAGAGGAACGAAGAGGAAGGAGCCGAGCGCGUUUCCAUUUCCUCAUGCGGGCGCCGGUUUUUCCCAGGUGCAGCUUCACCUGCCGCAUAAAUAGGAGCCGGCGGCGCAUGAGGGCGAGUCACAGCUCCACAGAGCAACAGAGCAACAGACCACAGAGCAACAGACCACAGAGCAACAGACCACAGAGCAACAGAGCAACAGAGCAACAGACCACAGAGCAACAGACCACAGAGCAACAGACCACAGAGCAACAGACCACAGAGCAACAGACCACAGAGCAACAGACCACAGACCCGAGAGAGAGUCAGAGAUUCAGGAUGGACGUGAUGAAGCAGGUGGUCCUCAUCCUCGCGCUGGUCCUCGCGCCCGCCUGGACGUGUAAGAUGCACCGGUGUUUCUCGGAGCGGGAGCUGCAGGAUGCGGCGGAGAAGAGGCUGCGGAGCCACUACCCGCAGCCCGCGGAGCCCUCGGCGGCGGCGGCCUCGGCCUCGGCCUCCUCCCCCGCCUCCUGCCCCGUGGAGCUGUACCGGCACCAGCCGCCGCAGCAAGUGAGCGACCGCUCCGCGUCGCCAUGGAGAUACGUACUCAGAACCAACAAGGACCACUUCCCGUCCACGUACGCCGAGGCCCAGUGCCUGUGUUCGGGCUGCAUCCUGGUCCAGGGCAACAACCCUCCGACGGAGAGCCACGACUACGUCUCGGUCCCCAUCAGGCAGAGCCGCGUGUUUCUCAGGAGGGAGCUCUGCAGCGACGGGGAGCAGUACCACCUGAAGCCCGUCACGGUGGACGUGGUGGUGGGCUGCACCUGCGCCAGGUACAGGCCCAGGGCCUCCUAGAGGCCGGGGGACACACACCCAGACCUGCUGGACCUGCUGGACCUGCAGGGACCUGUCGGACCCACAGGGACCUGCUGGACCUGCUGGACCCACCAGGACCUCCAGAACCUGUCGGACCCACCGGGACCUGUCGGACCCACAGGGACCUGCUGGACCUGCUGGACCCACCAGGACCUGCUGGACCCACAGGGACCUGCUGGACCCACCAGGACCUCCAGAACCUGUCGGACCCACCAGGACCUCCAGAACCUGUCGGACCCACAGGGACCUGCCACUACACUACACUUGUUUUGUAUUUUAUUUAUUAUGUUUUUAUUUAUUUGAAUCCAGUUCUCUGGAAACGUCUCAGAGGGCUGGACGUCCUGUCGCGUGAUUGGUGGACCGACAUCGGUCGGUGGAGACGUCGGUCCGAUCCCAGACUGUUCACAAGGCUUUAAACUAGAGACCGACCGUAUAUAAAUUUAUUUUAAAUCUGUCGAUGAUCCCUAAGAUGUCGUCCUCAAACCUUUAUGACAAAGAAAUGUAAUUGAGGGUUGACAAUUUUAUUUUUUUAACCAUAAACUUUUAUCAUCAAUAACUUUAAAUUAAAAAUGCAAAUCAACCAAAAACAAAGAACUUACAAUAAACAUUUACUUUAUGUUAAAUGUAAAAACAUAAAUGCAACAAUUAAAAGGCUCAUAUCUUUUGGCCCAUAAUACCUGUCGGGCUCUAAACAUAUCGGCCGAUACAGAUAUUAUCAGUCGGGCUCUACUUUUAAAGUUGUGUCAUCAGCCUGUUAUUGUUUUAUUUAUAACUUUUUUAUGGGGCUAUAUUUAUUGUCAUAAUGAUGACGUGAUAUUUGAUGCAUCUACAGUGUAAGUUUUGUAAACUGGGCGUAUUUGACCUUGCACUUGUGUUUUCGUAUCAACGAACUCGUCGAGGAAAAGUGUCUAUUGUAUAGUUUUUAUAAAGCUAAAUAAUUUAAACGACUCUUAAUAUUUUUUAUAAUAAUUAUCUAUUUAUUUGGUUUGUUUUCCAUGAGAAAUAUGGGAAGCAUUUAAAGAGUUAAAGAUUUUCAUGAAGGAACAUGUUUUGAAUUUAUGUAAAUGUCGGACAUCUUGUAGGUUUUCGUCCCAGUGGGACUUUG
Messenger RNA from Scophthalmus maximus (turbot), 1969 nucleotides. RefSeq names its product interleukin 17c (gene il17c). The record is from RefSeq and is a predicted model, not a curated record. NCBI's taxonomy places the organism in Eukaryota, Metazoa, Chordata, Actinopteri, Pleuronectiformes, Scophthalmidae. Gene Ontology annotation, cellular component: extracellular region. The coding region runs from base 52 to 843 and encodes 263 amino acids. Gene Ontology annotation, molecular function: cytokine activity. The transcript has 3 exons.